Leishmania mexicana MHOM/GT/2001/U1103 is the source of this 1386-nucleotide messenger RNA. RefSeq lists its product as hypothetical. The coding region runs from base 1 to 1386 and encodes 461 amino acids. The transcript has a single exon. The record is from RefSeq and is a predicted model, not a curated record. NCBI's taxonomy places the organism in Eukaryota, Euglenozoa, Kinetoplastea, Trypanosomatida, Trypanosomatidae.
AUGGACGUGUUUCAGGUGGCGCUUGAUGGGCUGCAGCGGGAGUCCAAGGAAAAGAUCUCGCACGUGCAGGACACCGCGAGUGCGGCUGUGCUGCAAGCGCGUGUCGUGCCACACCGCAUUGCCGUCGCCAUGGCGCAGCGCUUUACCAGUGACCGGGUCGAGUCGUGCUUUCCGGUGCUGUGCUUGCUGGACGCUACACUCGCGCGUACUGCCUCCGCCUCGCCUUCCACAUCGAGUGAGGCUGAUCAGGCGCUGGCGGCCAUCCUCGCCGAGUUUUGGACGUUGGCUCCCGCCGCCUUCCUGUCUGUCCACGGAGCGGGCCAGCCGGCAUGGCGUGAGAAGUGCUUGCGGCUUGUGCGCCGAUGGAAGCAACGCCGGCUUGUACCCGAGCCGCUGAUCACGGAGCUGCUUACGGCGAUGGAGAUGGGGACUGUCAAGGCGGAGGCAGCAGAGGCCCCGGCCGUGACGGGUGUCUCAAGCAACGCAACAUCCGCUGCAGGGACAUCCUCGUCAUUUUCUUCGGCGACCGCAGCGGCAGCCACGACAAGCGGACAGCCGUCGCCGUCCACCACCGUCACUGCAGCCGCUGCUGCCACCACGGCCAUGGCGUCUCCCUCCGCAUCAUACGCGGUGUCGACUCCGCCUUUCACAGCAGCCCAGGCGCGGGCGUUCCGAUCCACUUUGCAGGCGUGCCUCUCCGCCCUGGAGAGUCUGCAGCCCGCGCGAGCCGCCUUGUACCUGGAGCUCGUGCGCUCGCAGCACUUCCACGCGCCAUCCCGCACGUCUCUGGCGUUCUUCGAGGACCUACUGAAGGAGCUGCGGCACGAGGUGACGAUGGCGUCGUCGUCGUCCACCAACCGAGCUGCCAGCGCAGGAGCCAAGGACGGGGCCGACCCGUCGUCGAAUGGGCAGGCCAGAGAGACCUUAGGGAAGCUGCUCGAUCAGUUACACAUCGCCCCUGGCGAGGGGGCGACCGGACUCAGCGCAGGGGGCCGCGCUGCCGCUGCCGGCGCCGCUGGUGCGGGUGCUCACCACAGCGCCGCCACCACGGUCGUCCGCUAUGUGAGCCCUAUCUUCUCGGACAUCUACGCGAGACAGGCGCUUGGUCAACGCGGCACUGGCUUCGGCACGCUUCGGCGCAAGGCAGGACACGGUGGGGCUUCGGGAGGCAGCGCCUUCUACACAUCCUACUACCCCAAAGCAGAGGCGAAUGCGCAGCGGCCGUUUCGCAUCCCACCGGCACGGCAGAUGCAGGGCGGUGCGGUGCGGCUGCACUUCCCUCGCCAGCAAGAGUGGGUGAGCGCUCAGGACAUGGCCGACAUCUCGCAGUAUGCUAGCCGUGGCAUCACGGACAGGGGCCGCAAGCGGACACGCGAAGGGGUCUAG